GUCCCCCUCCCCUCCCCGCCUCCUCCCUCUCGGCUUCCCUCGGCGUCCGAGACGCUGAGGCGGACGUGACGGGACAGCUCAGUGAAGAGACUGGAGGUCUGCACUCCACAUGAGGCCAGACAUGUCGAUGAACAUCGAAGUGCGGACGAACGCUCAGGCGUUCCUACACAUCAUGCUGAAGCGGAUGAACCUGACGCUGAGCGACUGGGAGGCGUUCACCAACCAAUCGGGGGUGUCGGACGACCUGGGCGACACCACGGCAGCCCGCAGUGAGGACAUCUGCGGGGAGGGAGUGCGCUGGCUGCGCGACUCUUACCGGCCGCUGCACGGCUACCUCGCCCUCGUCGUCUGCGUCUUUGGCUCCGUCGCGAACCUCAUCAACAUCGUGGUGCUGACGCGGAAGGACAUGCUGUCGUCGACGAACAUCAUCCUGACCGGCCUGGCCGUGGCUGACAUGGCCGUGAUGCUCGAGUACAUCCCGUUCGCCUUCCAGCACUACAUCGAGGGCACCGAUCAGUUCUCCUACCCCGCCAUCGCCUACGUCCUUUUUCACGCGCAUUUCGCGCAGGUGUUCCACACCGUGUCCAUUUUCAUGACGGUGAUGCUGGCCGUGUGGCGUUUCCUCUCGAUCGUGCAUCCUGCCCUAGCUGUGCACUGCUGCACCAUGAAGCGGUCCAUCAUCUUCAUCGUCGCGGCUUACCUCGUGUCCCCCAUCAUCUGCAUCCCGUCCUACUUCACCUUCGCCGUGCACAGCCGGCCGGCGGGCGGCGGCACCAUCCUAUACAGCAUCGACAUCAGCGACGUCGGUCGUCGGCACCAUGGCCUGCUGAACCGCGCCAACUUUUGGCUAUACUCGGUGCUCAUCAAACUCGCACCUUGCCUGGCCCUCACCUACUUUUCGAUUCGGCUGAUCCGCGUCCUGCUGGAGACGAAGCGGCGCAAGCAGCGGCUCAUGACCGGGUGCCGGGUCCUCAGUGCCGAUCACCACCUGGUGCAGGGCACGCGCCAAACGGACCGCACCACGCGCGUGCUGGUGGCCGUGCUGCUGCUCUUCCUGCUGACGGAGUUCCCGCAGGGCAUCCUGGCGCUGCUCUCGGGCAUCCUGCAGGAUCGCUUCUUCCGCACCUGCUACCUCCACGUCGGCGAGCUGCUCGACAUCCUGGCGCUCACCAACUCCGCCGUCAACUUCCUGCUCUACUGCCUGAUGAGCAAGCAGUUUCGCGACGCGUUCCGCUCGCUCCUGCGGCCGCUGCUGCGAAGCGACCGGCGACGGCUACAGGAGAGUGCAUGUGGAAACCGCAAACUCUCUGGUCUCGUUACUGAGAUCCGCGGUCGGUACGAGUCCGACGUGCCGACGGCGGCCACGGCCGAGCGCGCCCUCCUGACAGAGGACGACCAGACGCUAGCCGAAGCGGCCCAGUUCCACGGCCAGGACGAGCACCGGCUUCCCUGGCGGACGUAG
This is a messenger RNA of Pollicipes pollicipes, 1462 nucleotides long. Its product is annotated as putative G-protein coupled receptor 139. Gene Ontology annotation, biological process: G protein-coupled receptor signaling pathway. NCBI's taxonomy places the organism in Eukaryota, Metazoa, Arthropoda, Thecostraca, Pollicipedomorpha, Pollicipedidae. Gene Ontology annotation, cellular component: plasma membrane. The transcript is spliced from 3 exons. The coding region runs from base 110 to 1462 and encodes 450 amino acids. Gene Ontology annotation, molecular function: G protein-coupled peptide receptor activity. The record is from RefSeq and is a predicted model, not a curated record.